CGUCGAAGCCAAGCCACCGACCGCAUACAUAACGGUCGAUUCCGACAUCGUCCACUGACUGGGUCUCGACAUAAUCGAGAAGCGACUCGACCCAACGACACCCAAGAUAUAUAUCCACAGCUUCACAAAGGCACUCGUGCUGUAUUAGCUGUCGUCCCCGGCCCGGACAAAGACAAGAGUCCGGACAGUUGAUUGCGCAUUGCCGAUCAGGAUCUCGCCGGAUCUGGCAUUCCAGGACUCCAUACACAUCUCUCAUCAUUGCGGCCCACAUUAUCGCUGUCGGCGCGCAGGCGAGUCCCCGCUGUAUUAUUGACCAGAGCUCCGCCUGAAACGUCUAAAAAGCGACAGCAGGUCUCGCUUGCUGGUUAACUUGGAUCUUUCCCGAUCCUCCGAAAAGUCAUUCCGCCUCUGCAACACGGAUCCGACACAUAUACCAUCAAGAUGUGUUUCGGGGGUCGUGCAAAGGAAGACGAGGCUGAGGCCUCCCGGUCGCGCGAGCUAGACAAGCAGAUCCGCGCGGAUGAGAAGCGCCUGUCGAAGGAGGUCAAGCUGUUGCUACUAGGAGCUGGCGAAUCCGGAAAGUCUACGGUUUUGAAGCAGAUGAAGUUGAUCUAUGCACAAGGUUUCAGCAAAAAUGAGAAACUAGAAUGGAGGCCCGUUAUUUUCGCCAACAUUCUGCAGUCGUUCCGAUUGAUCUUUGAUGCGAUGAAUGAGUUCAACAUCAAGUUGGAGGAUGAAGAUAAUGAGAAGAACAUGGUGCAAAUGAUGGUCGAUUACGAAAUGAGGCAAGACGAGCCUCUACCACUAGAAUAUUUCGAGCCGGCGAAGAAGCUCUGGCAAGAUGCAGGCGUCAGGCAAGCCAUCGAGAAGGGCAAUGAGUUUGCCCUGCACGACAACCUUGAGUACUUCUGUACGGAGCUGGACAGGCUAUUUGACAGGGACUAUGUUCCUAGCGACCAGGAUUUGCUGCGCUCGAGGCUACGGACGACUGGUAUCACCGAGACUGUUUUCGACCUGGGCCAACUUACAUACCGUAUGUUUGACGUCGGUGGCCAGCGGUCGGAGCGGAAGAAGUGGAUUCACUGCUUUGAGAACGUCAACUGCUUGCUGUUCUUGGUAGCUAUCUCGGGUUACGAUCAGUGCCUGGUUGAAGACAAGGAUGGGAACCAAAUGAACGAGGCCCUCAUGCUCUGGGAGUCGAUCGCCAACUCUCACUGGUUCACUAAGUCGGCCUUGAUUCUGUUCCUCAACAAGAUCGACCUUUUCAAGGAGAAGCUGCUCCGAAGCCCGAUAGCGAACCACGGCUUCACUGAUUAUCAUGGUCCCCCGGACGAUGCUCAGCAGGCCAGCAAGUACUUUAUGGACAAGUUCCGCGCGCUGAACCGGAAUCCGGACAAGGAGAUCUAUGGGCAUUUCACAAACGCGACCGAUACCAAUCUUCUGAAGAUUACCAUGGCUUCCGUACAGGACAUGAUUAUCCAGCGGAACCUGAAACAACUUAUCCUGUAAGGGGAUAUUCAUAUACUGGGCUCGCACAUCCGACACAUCUGCUUCCGCAGCACAUCGCCCCCGGUGAAGUGAACUAGCAAACUGCUGGUUGUGGAUGUAUCAACUUCCCUUCCUCUUCACGAGCCGUUUCAUCUGGACGAUCGACCUAAU
This is a messenger RNA of Neurospora tetraspora, 1659 nucleotides long. RefSeq names its product putative G alpha subunit 2. Gene Ontology annotation, biological process: G protein-coupled receptor signaling pathway. NCBI's taxonomy places the organism in Eukaryota, Fungi, Ascomycota, Sordariomycetes, Sordariales, Sordariaceae. Bases 442 to 1509 code for a protein of 355 amino acids. The record is from RefSeq and is a predicted model, not a curated record. Gene Ontology annotation, molecular function: GTPase activity; GTP binding; G-protein beta/gamma-subunit complex binding. The transcript has 5 exons. Gene Ontology annotation, cellular component: heterotrimeric G-protein complex.